Molecule: messenger RNA, 420 nt
Organism: Phodopus roborovskii (desert hamster)
Lineage: Eukaryota; Metazoa; Chordata; Mammalia; Rodentia; Cricetidae
Product: ferritin light chain-like
Exons: 2
Coding region: 1-420 (139 amino acids)
Biological process (GO): iron ion transport; intracellular iron ion homeostasis
Cellular component (GO): cytoplasm
Molecular function (GO): ferric iron binding; ferrous iron binding
Source: RefSeq, a predicted model, not a curated record
AUGACAACUACAAAAGGGAAAACAGGGUUAUUUCAGAAGAACAAGUCUUCCAACAAGUUUGAGGUUGCAAGAAUAGCGGGUGCGGAGCGACUCCUCAAGUUUCAGAACGACCACAGGGACUGCGCACUCUUCCAGGAUGUGCAGAAGCCAUCUCAAGAUGAGUGGGGUAAAACCCAGGAGGCCAUGGAAGCUGCCUUGGCCCUGGAGAAGAACCUAAACCAGGCCCCCUUGGAUCUUCAUUCCCUGGGUUCUGGUCGCACAGACUCUCAUCUCUGUGACUUCCUGGAGAGUCACUUCCUGGAUGAGGAGGUGAAGCUCAUCAAGAAGAUGGGCAACCACCUGACCAACAUCCAUAGGCUGGCUGGCCCCCCAGCCAAGGCAGACUAUCUCUUUCAGCGGCUCACUCUCAAGCAUGACUAG